Messenger RNA from Sebastes umbrosus (honeycomb rockfish), 5916 nucleotides. RefSeq names its product mitogen-activated protein kinase kinase kinase 3 (gene map3k3). The transcript has 17 exons. The coding region runs from base 1122 to 2975 and encodes 617 amino acids. Gene Ontology annotation, molecular function: protein kinase activity; ATP binding; protein binding. Gene Ontology annotation, biological process: protein phosphorylation. The record is from RefSeq and is a predicted model, not a curated record. NCBI's taxonomy places the organism in Eukaryota, Metazoa, Chordata, Actinopteri, Perciformes, Sebastidae.
CGUCAGAGCGCGCUCCCGCUGCUGCACGGCACUUCUUAUUUAGAUAGUUUAGUUAGCAGUUAAACCCCCCUCCGCAGGGGAUAAAUCCAUGUUAUUAGACACGCAAAGACGACGCAGAGUGAAGCAUCUUUUGGACAAACAUGGACGCGACUCUGGAGUACAGUUAUCACGACUUGUUGGGAGUUUAAAAAGCGGGUUCCGGUGUUGAUAUGUUUCUCUGUGUCAGGAAGUUUGACAUCCAACUUGGCCAUAAAUCGAGUUUUCUUUUUUAAAAAACGGAUAUUUCUCUUGUUAACGUUAACUGUCAGUUUUUUUGCUUUAACUUUGUAGUUUCAACUCGUUAAAUGACACUGUAUUUUGUUUUAUAGGCCUUUUAUGCAUUGUUAUGGUUGUUUUUAUGACCAUAUUCAAGUUGCAAUGCGACGCCAGUUAUAUGCAGAAGUGAAUGUUGUUCUCCAACCUGGCAACCCAGAGGAGGACAAAUCUGCACACUUAGCAGGAAGAGAGGCUUUCAUCAGAAUCACGGAAAUCAGUCGCUCCUUUCCUCCAAUGGAUUUCAUACAGACCACACGGUUAUUGUUACACCUUUGUUAGUGUUUUUGUGGGAUUUCAGCUCCCUGUCAUUGCAAAGCCUGAACGUGACAAAAUGUUUUGGAAGUUUAAGUUUUCCAAACAUCUGGAGAGGAGCAGGAGUUUGUGUGUUUGGGCCACAGCUGGAGCAGCAGCCUGAUGUAGGCUCUUUGUUUUGUUUUUUUCCCCCCACCACUGGAACAUUUUCUCUGUAAAAACUCACUGUUUGUUUUCACACAACCUGGAAAUGAUCUUGUUUUUUGUGUGAGCGCUUUAAUUUCCCGUUGAAGAAGAAGACCUGGUUACCUGGGGGGGUAACCCCACUCUCACUCUCUCACACACACACACACACACACUGCCAGGUGUGUCCGUCUGACUGACUGAAGGACACCCGAUGGAGACGUGAGAGCUGGACCUACUGCGUCAUCCCUGCCGCGAGACACAGGUGACCGGAGUCGGCUGAAGGUGAAGACAGGCUGUUGUUGUGUUGGCACACCACAGACACGUUUCUGAAGACCGGCUUGUAUCCCACGCACACAAACAUCGCCACAAUGAAUGAGAGGCAGGCUCUCCACUCUAUAAUGAAGGACCUGGUUGCCCUCCAGAUGACGCGGCGUCAGCCUGUGUCGUCGUAUGACAGCGGCAAACCCAAGACGCCGGCCCAGGCCAACAGACAGGACGAUGUCAGGAUAAAGUUUGAGUUCUCAGGAGAGCGAAGAAUCCUGAUGUUUGGACGGCCUGUGCAGUUCGAGGAAAUCCAGCAGAAAGUCAAGGCUGUCUUUGGCCAGCAGCUAGACCUGCAUUAUAUGAACAAUGAGUUGUCCAUCCCUCUGCGCGAUCAGGACGACCUGGACAAGGCGGUCGACCUGCUGGACCGAAGCUCCAACAUGAAGAGCAUCAGGAUCCUGCUGCUCACUCAGGAGCACAGCAAUGCCUCCUCCCCCUCCCACCACGUGCCGUGUAAGCAGGUGAGGAUCAAGUCCUCUCAGUCCACUGGAGACGUUAGCACGGCGUACCAAUCCUCCGAGCCCAGGGGGCGCCACCUUUCAACUGGUUCUCAGAACACGGGGCGUAGCUCGCCGCCUCCUGGCUACGUGCCUGAAUGCCAGCAGAGGAUCGCCCGCCAAGGUUCAUACACCAGCAUAAACAGUGAGGGGGAGUUCAUCCCUGAGACCAGCGAUCAGUGUGUGAUGGAUCCUUGGAGCAGUGCAGAAAACUCAGUCUCUGGAAGCUGUCAGUCUCUGGACAGCAACUCAGACAGCCCCUCAUUGAGGAAGUCUCGCAUGCACAGAGCCAAGAGUUACCCUGAUAAUCGUCAGGAGUGCUCAGACCGGGAGAAUCAUGUGUAUGACAGGGUAGCAGGGAAAGGAGGCACCUAUCCUCGUAGGUACCAUGUCUCCGUGCAUCAUAAGGAUCACAGUGAAGGCCGUCGGACGUUUCCGCGGAUCCGUCGCCCUCAGGGGAACCUGUUCACUCUGGUGCCCUCACGCCGGUCGCUCAACGGCAGCGAGGAGAGCGUGGGCAGCUGGCAGCUGGUCGACGCUCAGGGCAGACUCCGACCCCAAGAUCGAUCAGUUGCGCAUAAGUCGCCCAGUGCCCCGGUGACGUGGCGGCGGGGGAAGCUUCUGGGCCAGGGAGCGUUUGGUCGGGUUUACCUGUGUUACGAUGUGGAUACUGGGAGGGAGCUGGCUGCCAAGCAGGUCCAGUUUGAUCCUGAGAGUCCUGAGACCAGCAAGGAGGUCAGCGCUUUAGAGUGCGAAAUCCAGCUGCUGAAAAAUCUGCAUCACGAGCGCAUUGUUCAGUACUACGGCUGUCUGAGGGACCACAAUGAGAAGACCCUCACUAUUUUCAUGGAGUACAUGCCGGGGGGUUCAGUCAAAGACCAGCUUAAGGCCUACGGGGCGCUGACAGAAAACGUGACCCGGAAGUACACCAGACAGAUCCUGGAGGGCAUGUCCUAUCUGCACAGCAACAUGAUCGUACACCGGGACAUCAAAGGUGCCAACAUCCUGCGGGAUUCAGCGGGCAACGUGAAGCUCGGAGAUUUUGGCGCCAGCAAGAGGCUGCAGACCAUCUGCAUGUCUGGCACCGGCAUCCGCUCUGUGACCGGCACCCCCUACUGGAUGAGCCCGGAGGUGAUCAGCGGAGAAGGCUACGGCAGGAAGGCUGACGUCUGGAGCCUCGGUUGUACGGUGGUGGAGAUGCUGACGGAAAAGCCUCCGUGGGCUGAAUAUGAGGCCAUGGCGGCAAUAUUCAAGAUCGCCACCCAGCCCACCAACCCACUGCUGCCCUCGCACGCCUCCGACCAGGCGCGGGACUUCAUAAGGUGCAUUUUUGUGGAGGCAAAACACAGGCCCAGUGCCGAGGAGCUGCUCAGACAUCCCUUCUCCCAGAUUCUGUGCUGAAACCCGCCUGGUUUCUGAACUUCUGAACUAACCACAGAGUCGCCUCAGCAGGAUCUGUAGCUUCCUUGACAUCCGGACGUGGAGCUGGUCUAGAAGUCCGUGUUUUACCCACCGAGCCUCUGCCACCAUUCAGAUGCUCCUCCACAAAACCAAAUAACAAGAAAACAGCACUCACCAAUGCCUUGAAAACCAAUGCCAGUACAUGCUCUUACAAGAGUGACCACCAGGGGGAAACAAAACAUUAAGUAUCUGAUGGGGCUGCUGAUCCCUCUCAGAUACAAACGCACACACUCCAAAUGAGGCAUCAGUCAAGUCAUGCACCAGUUGUGUCUUCAUUAAGUGUCCUCUCCUGUGUUUACAUUCACAUGUUGGGCAGUCAUGAGAAAUGGCAGGAAGCCCUGCAGUGUUUGAAACAUUUAGCUGAGCUACAGCACAGCACCGGUGCACAACAGUGUUAAUUGGACAGGAUUGUUCUCUAUUUUUCUCGUUUCAAACAAAGAGCUACAGCCUUAAACUAGAACUCUGUUCCGCUAUUUGUGAUGCACUUUGCAUGUUUGUGUAGAUUGGAUGAAACACAGAUGAAGUGAUGUCACAUGGGGAUAUGUGUAGAGUAGCUACACUGGGGUUUAAUAGAAGAAUAAGCGAUAUUUAACACAACUGAGGCAUGUUUUAGUUUCAUAACUUCAGAAUUAAGACAUCAUUUAACAUGGUUUAGGUAGAAAUUAAUAAUAGGACCCAAAUAAGCAAAUUUCUCCGCUGGCCCUAGUUUGUGCCUCUUAUGUGUUACAUUCAAGUCACAUUAGCAAACAUCUGUUUCACUGGAAAAUAAUUACAACGGUGAUCUUUGAACAGAACCAGAAGGUUGUUUAACAGCACUUACUGCUGCUCUGAGGGUAUUUCCAAAAUCCCUAAAGCAUUAUUAUGUUCCUGCAAUAGAGGAGGCUGCAGUUUCAGGACCGCAUUUCUAGUUUUAUUCCACCCAAAUCCUAUUUUCUGUCUGCUGCAUCGUGAUCUCACAGAAUAAGUGGUGGUGGCACAUAAUGUGUCGCCACCACAGAAACAAUUUAGAUUUAGGCAACAAUAUUUCUUUGACUCUUCUGAUCAUCUGGAUGUAAAUAUAUUCGGUCUGCUGCUCAACAAAAUAUAUAUUUAACAUGUUUCUCAAGUUCUCAAGUCUCAACUGUAGAAAAAUAUAACUGAUGACAUUUUUUUAUUAUUUGGUUUACGAUGUAUAAAUUAAACAAACAACAAAUUUGUUUGCAUUUGGUAACAGAUUUAAGAAAAUUGUCUAUUGAUAUUUUCAUGCAACAUAAUAAUUGAAUAUUUUUCUUUUGUUGUACAAAAAGAGCAACCACAUAUGUGUCAUUCCCAGCUACUUGGAUAGAAAAUACAGUCACAAUUUGAGAAAAAGGUUAAAAAAUCUUUAUUUUUUAAAGCAGCAAACCAAAUUUUAUUUUCAUCCAGAUAGUUGGAAGAGUUUUUGAGGACUCUGGAAAUACCUUUAGAGCAGCGGUUAAGUUCUGUUAAAUGAUCGUCUUGCCAGGUGUUUAUUUUUCAGAGAAACUAAUGCUUAGCUCUGUUACUUGAAUGUGAUUGUUAUACGAGAGAGGCGCAAACCAAACUGGGGCUAUGCAGCUAUAAUACCUGAUUUAAAUCAGAGUUAUGACAGAAAAUAUAUACUCCCUCCACUAUCAAUAUUAUCCUUCUACCUGUAAAACUAAUGAAUGCAUGCGGUAAAAUUAAGGGAAUCAGUGCAUUUCAGUAAAGUCUAGGAAUCAAUUUCAUGCCUUGUUCGACCUUUCGCCUCAGUGGGACUUAUCCUUAGCCAUCCUCUUCUUGUAGCUCUUCAGGUGUUCUCAGCCGACUAAGUGCCAAAGAGGGGCAGAUAAAAUAUUAUGCUGCGGACUUGUUAUCAGUUAUAUGUGAAAGUAAAGCAGAUGCUGCUUUUUACGGUUUGAAAAUACAAACAUAAGGCUUUAAUUUGGAAGUGAUUUCCGUUGCCUGAGAUCUUACUGUUCAUGUGUGUCUGGCCCAAACAUCCCUGACUAAGUUUAAGGAUCAAUUUUAAAUCAGAUGCACUUUUAUGUCAAAUGAAUGUUGUGGAGUUUUUGUUCUCUUUACCAAAUUAGAUUUUUUUUUUUUUUACUUCAAAUGUGAAAGUUUGUAUUUAUAUCCCCAUGUCCAUCCCAAUUAGAUUUUUUUAUAAGCAAAUAUAUAUGUAUAAAUAUAUUUUUUAUAUUUAGACUGUGUCAAAUCGAAUGAUACUUUCAGGACUUAAAAGUAAAUCAUUGAAAGCAGCUGGUUUUGCAGACAUUACAGAAUUGGGGUUUAUAAAUGAAAAAUGGAUGGAAAAGUGAACUCUGGUUCUCGUUCCAGCUCCUGUCCACACAUCCUCAGCUAUACAUUUAGAUGACAGCGUUACCUGACAGGUCACGGAAACUUUGCAUCAUUUUUGCUUUGACACAUUGAUGGGGUCUCAUGAAUGAAACCUUUUAAAAGAGUAUUUUUUUUAUGUGAUCUCAGUGUUGCUGAAAUGUAAUUAAAGGGUGUGUGUGAGCCAAAGACGAGCCGGAUCGGAGCCAGAGUUCGCCGUUCAACCCAGACGACGACUUUGUUUAUCCCAGGGUUCAGACGAGUCCAGUGUUGAAUGGUUUUCUGGGCGAAGGGCUCACUGAUGCCUUAAACGCUAACAUGAGGACUUUCUCCGGGGCUGCUACAGGCUAAAGGCAGCUAAAAUAUGUUCAGUGUUGAAAAUAAUGUAAGAAAAAGACAGUGAGAUAAAGAACCCUGUGGUAAGCAAAUGAAUAUAGUUGUUUAGAGAUCUAUAUAUGUAAAUGUGAUUAUGUAUCAUGACAGGACUUGCAGUGCAAAGUCUAAAUGUAUCGUGUUUAUGAAAAGAAUAGUAUGAUAUAUAUGCCAGAAUAAAUUGUUUUUAAAAACG